CCGAAGAAAAAUAACGGGGCAAGUAUGCCGGCAUUUUGAAAAGAAAGCCGAGUAUCGGAAGGAAAGCCGGUACGAGCUGAUCCAGUCAAUGACCGUUUUCACUCACCCAUCUUCACUCCAUACAACACAACGUGCCCACGAUCCCUUAACGCCCAACCUACUUUCUCUACUCCACCAUCACAUAAUACCACAAUGGCUGCCUCAAUGAAGGAUAACCGAGCGCUCCCCAUCCUCGUCCAUGCUCGGAAGCACAAAUAUGGCGUGCCCUCCAUGUGCUGCUACAACACCGAAGGCAUCCUCGCCACCAUCCGCGCCGCCGAAGCCAAGUCCUCGCCCGCCAUGAUCCUGCUCUUCCCAUGGGCGAUCCAGUACGCAGGCGGGCUGCUCGUCCACCUCGCUGCCGAAGCUGCCCGAGGCUCUUCGGUCCCAGUCUCGGUCCACCUUGACCACGCCCAGACGCCCGAGAUCGUGCGCCAGGCGGCCGAUAUGGGCGGCUUCGACAGCAUAAUGGUGGAUAUGUCGCACUAUGAGAAGGAAGAGAACUUGCGGCUGACGACGGAGCUGACGAAAUACUGCCAUGAGCGGGGGAUAGCUGUUGAAGCGGAGCCGGGGCGGAUUGAGGGAGGGGAGGAUGGCGUGAGCGAUACCGUGGAUCUAGAGGGCUUGCUCACGACGCCGGAGGAAGCGCAGGAGUUUGUGGAUUGCGGGAUUGAUUGGUUGGCGCCGGCUUUUGGGAAUGUACAUGGGAAUUACGGGCCCCGAGGUGUGCAGCUAGAGUAUGAGCGGCUGGAUGGGAUUGAUAAGAAGGUUGGGCAUAAGGUUGAGCUUGUGCUGCAUGGGUCGGACCCGUUUACGAAGGAGAUAUUUGGGAAGUGCAUUCAGCAUGGAGUUAGCAAGGUGAACAUAAACAAGGUAUUGAAUACGCCCUGUCAAAAGGUGUGGGCAGAAAAGUCGGGGAAGGUUCCCUUCACCGCGUUGAUAGAGGAGGCAACGAGAGAGAUGCAGAAGGCGGUAGAGCAGUGUAUUGAACUGCUUGGGUCAGAGGGCAAAGCGGUUUAGGAUUUUUCAGAGGAAAGGAAACUACUAAUUAAAUAUGACGAGAUGAACGCGUUCGAAAGGGGGAUGGGGAACCUUGGCAUGGUGCUGAGCCCGACAAUGAUGGCUCUGUCCACCGCCAACGCUCGGAGGUGCUCCGCUCGAAAGACAAGUUAUCAUAAAUUCAAAACUAAAGGUGGUUUUCCGGAGAGGUGAUCACAGCUGCACGUUAAAAAGGGGUUGCGGCCCCUGUUGAUGCCAAGCUUUUUGACAUCAUUCCGGACGUCGCAUUCUUCCUUUCCCUACCCAGACACACUUCAAUGUUACAAAUUGCAAUGCCGGAUUCACUAAGCAUAUCCGCAAUGUUAUAACAUCCCCCCUUCUUUAUGUCAUCUCGACGUGCCAGCCAUUUUCUCGGACUAUCCCAGAGAUGCGGACG
Messenger RNA from Mytilinidion resinicola, 1474 nucleotides. Its product is annotated as putative fructose-bisphosphate aldolase. Lineage: Eukaryota; Fungi; Ascomycota; Dothideomycetes; Mytilinidiales; Mytilinidiaceae. Bases 193 to 1059 code for a protein of 288 amino acids. Gene Ontology annotation, biological process: carbohydrate metabolic process. Gene Ontology annotation, molecular function: aldehyde-lyase activity; zinc ion binding. The transcript has a single exon. The record is from RefSeq and is a predicted model, not a curated record.